UGGAAUAUAUUUAAGUACUGUGAGUACAAAAUACCAUGCACGACAACAGUGUUAUGUAAACUAUUUUGUUUGUGCGUUAGAUUCCAGACAGUGCAAGGACUACAUAAACACAAAUGUUAUUGUUAUAAAAUCAAUAAUUAUUAUCAGAUUAGAUAGCAUCAGAUGAUUGAGAGUAUAUAAAGGUUAUAUGUAAAUACCUGUUACCUCAGUUCAGCAUUAUAGUCAGUGCACAGCACAUCUAAUAUCAUAUUAACGUUAACUACGAAAUGGAACGAGAACCAAACGAUAAAGUGAUAGUUAUUACCGGUGGUGCAAAAGGCAUAGGGUUCGAAAUUGCAGACCAUUUUUUAGAAUGUGGAGCCAAAACUUUGAUCCUUUUAGACAACAGUGAAGCAGCCGGCGUUACAGCUGCCCAAACACUAAAUAAAAAAUAUGGAAAAGAUAAAGUAGUUUUCAUACAAUGUGAUAUAACAAAGGAUUUGGAAAAAGUCAGCAGUCAUAUUUUCGAAAAAUACGAAGUUGAUGUUUUAAUAAAUAAUGCAGGAGUACUCGAUGAGAGUGAUCUCAGGAAGACGAUAGAAAUCAACUGCAUAGCUUUAAUAGAAUGGAGCAUGAAGUUCUUCGAGCACUGGAGAGUCGACCAGGGAGGUCGAGGUGGUACUAUCUUCAAUGUAGCUUCAAUUUAUGGAUUCGAAUAUAAUCCCUUUGCGGUCUACUACAAAACCUCAAAACAUGCAGUGUUAGGCUUUACCAGGUCAUUGGGUCAUCCUUUUAACUACAAUAUAACUGGUGUGAGAGUUAUUGUCAUCUGUCCAGGAUUCACAGAAACUGCAUUGUUAGCUGGUAAAUCUUGGGAAAUUCAUAAGGAAGAGUUUCAAAAACAAAUGGAAGAGAAAAUAAUAAUGCAGAAACCAAAGGUAGUUGGUAAGGCUGCUGUGGAGAUCUUUGGUGUGGCUGACAGUGGAACUGCGUGGGUAGCGGCAAAUAAUGAGCCUAUCAAACUUGCACCAAUGUGUUAGCUGCUAUAAUCAAGAAAGCAUUUUUAUAAAGUUCUUAAGUCUGGUCUGA
This is a messenger RNA of Helicoverpa zea (corn earworm), 1068 nucleotides long. RefSeq names its product 15-hydroxyprostaglandin dehydrogenase [NAD(+)]-like. Lineage: Eukaryota; Metazoa; Arthropoda; Insecta; Lepidoptera; Noctuidae. The transcript has a single exon. Gene Ontology annotation, cellular component: cytoplasm. Gene Ontology annotation, molecular function: oxidoreductase activity, acting on the CH-OH group of donors, NAD or NADP as acceptor. The record is from RefSeq and is a predicted model, not a curated record. Bases 267 to 1019 code for a protein of 250 amino acids.